UGGAGGCGUCGCCGCCUGCCGCUAUGUUUCGACGGGAGGCUCGCCUGCGGCGGGAGUAUUUGUACCGCAAAGCCCAGGAACAGAAGCACCAUCUUCUGGAGGAGAAGAAACUAAGGCUUAAGAGGGCCCUCGAGAUCAAUCAGCCGAUCCCGCCCGAACUCUGUCGGGAAGCUCUGACGCUCCAGCAGGCAUUGGAGUUUGAUGAUGUCGGAAGUGAGGAUGUCCUGAACCACCAGGAUGAUGAAUACAGAUGGGCAGGUGUAGAAGACCCCCGAAUUAUGAUCACCACAUCUCGGGACCCUAGCUCUCGGCUCAAGAUGUUUGCCAAGGAACUGAAGCUGAUACUUCCUGGUGCUCAGAAAAUGAACCGGGGGCGGUGUGAAAUGGGCGCUCUGGUCGGUGCGUGUAAAGCCCGCGGAGUCACGGAUCUGCUGCUGGUGCACGAGCACCGGGGAACACCCGUGGGCCUCAUCGUGAGCCACCUGCCCUUUGGGCCUACUGCGUAUUUCACGCUGUGCAAUGUUGUGAUGCGGCAUGACAUCCCUGGCCUUGGCACUGCCUCGGAGGCCUUUCCCCACCUGAUCUUCAGCGGAUUCUCCUCCCGCCUGGGGCAGCGGGUCUCCAAUAUUCUGCGAUACCUCUUCCCGGUACCCAAGGACGAUAGCCAUCGGGUCAUUACCUUUGCCAACCAGGAUGACUACAUUUCUUUUCGGCAUCAUGUGUACCGGAAAACUGAUCGUAGCACGGUGGAGCUGACGGAGGUAGGGCCGAGAUUUGAGAUGAAAUUGUACCUGAUCCGCCUGGGCACACUGGAGCACGAAGCCUCAGCAGAUGUGGAGUGGCGUUGGCACCCAUAUACCCACACAGCCCGAAAGAAGCUCUCCCUCGGUAUCUAGCAGACCCCCAGAAAAGGAUUUACAUAGCUAACACCAGCGUAUGCACUUGUGAAAAUUAUUAGGAUUUUCCUAAUUACAAUGUUUAAUGUAUAUAAUAAUAAUCCAGGUUUUUCAGUGACCAUUUUCUCAGCACACUCCCACUUUGGUGUCAAUCUUACAAUACCGCUUGAAAUGAUCAGUUCUAACAGUGCUUUCCUGUGUACAUUAAGUGAAAUGAAUUGCAAAGAUUGCAGAACCUAUUUUUGUCACAAAACUCUGGAACUGCCCUCCACCAUGUAACAACCCCAGGAUUUGAAACUAUCACUUAAGGACUUCUCAGAGGACUGAAGAACACUCCCCAGCUUGUCAUGGGAAACCACUCAAGCCCUAAAAAUGAUCUUCCCCCUUCCUUCCCAUUUAUGAUUUGUGUAUAAAAUUUCUACUUUUACUACAACAGGUGGAAGUCUCCUGCCUCAGAAAACUUGCAGUUUGCAAACUGUAUUCCUCACUCUGAAAGUGAUUAAACUGUUAGUUUCUCUCUUAAAAAAAAAAUGACAAAAACCUAAACAUGGAAAGAUUUGGAAAUGAAACAAGAUGCUAUCUACCUUCAGAGAAAUAGUUGACAAGUGGAAAUAAGCAUAAUAUAGUCUUGUAUAUAUGUUUAUGUGAGUGUAUCUGUGUAUGUUUAUAGAUAUCUGUGUGUAUAUACCCAUGCUUAAUUGUAGCCUUUGGGAGAGUGAGGAAAGAAGGGAAAAUAAAGUUAAAAAGUACACAUCAGAGAACAAAAGGAAACCUACAAGAAAGCAAUGAAAACUGGACAAAUUUGAAAAUAAUAUGUAAGAGAGUGAUAAGAUUACCUAUUUGUGUCUUAACGGUUGCCAUUUGG
Molecule: messenger RNA, 1761 nt
Organism: Antechinus flavipes (yellow-footed antechinus)
Lineage: Eukaryota; Metazoa; Chordata; Mammalia; Dasyuromorphia; Dasyuridae
Product: U3 small nucleolar ribonucleoprotein protein IMP4-like
Exons: 1
Coding region: 24-896 (290 amino acids)
Biological process (GO): rRNA processing
Cellular component (GO): nucleolus; Mpp10 complex; small-subunit processome
Molecular function (GO): snoRNA binding; rRNA primary transcript binding
Source: RefSeq, a predicted model, not a curated record